ACGCCUGGCCUCACUCAAACAGUAAACGAGUCACUGUAUAUAUGGCUUAUUUCCUGGGUCCACGGGAAGCAUGAGUCUGUUGGGACUUGGGGCAAGAAGAAGACAAGACAUCUUAACAAGGAAAACCAAGCACUAAAAAAAGUAUCCCCCCAACUCUGAAGAGAUAGAGCAUAAACAUGGCCGACAGUGGACUUAGGGAACCUCAAGAGGACUCUCAAAAGGAUUUGGAAAAUAAUCCAUCAAUAAAUUCUCAGGCGCAGGAGACCACAAUCAUGGCAAGUAAUGCUGAGGAAGCUCAGACCCUACACUCUGCCUGUGGUCUUAGCAAAGACCACCAAAGGGUGGAGACAGUGGGUCCGGAAAGUGCAGAUACAGGUGAUAAAUCCGAAAGUCCAGAUGAAGCAAAUGUGGGGAAACAUCCAAAGGAUAAAAUAGAAGAUGAGAACAACCAGAGUUUUCUGGAUGGUGAAAAAGGGCAUCACCUCCCUUCAGAAAAUCUGGGUGAAGAACCCUUGGAUCCAGAUCCCAGCCCUUCUCCAAGUGACAAGGUAGGAAGAGCAGAUGCACACUUAGGGAGCAGCUCUGUGGCCCUCCCUAAUGAAGCAAGUGACGGAACUGGAGCAUCUCAGGAACCACCUACAACAGACUCCCAGGAGGCCCAGAGUCCUGGUCAUUCCAUUACAGGGCAAGAGGGCGAGGAUACACUGAGGAGGCGACUGCUGGCCCCAGAGGCUGGAAGUCAUCCACAACAAACACAAAAAUUGGAAGAAAUUAAAGAGAAUGCACAGGACACCAUGAGACAGAUUAAUAAAAAGGGUUUUUGGAGCUAUGGCCCUAUCUUUCUUCUCUUCCUGGUUGUGGCUGUUGUGGCAAGUUCUGUGAAUAGCUACUAUUCCUCUCCAGCCCAGCAAGUGCCCAAAAAUCCAGCUUUGGAGGCCUUUUUGGCCCAGUUUAGCCAAUUGAAAGAUAAAUUUCCAGGCCAGAGUUCCUUCCUGUGGCAGAGAGGACGGAAGUUUCUCCAGAAGCACCUCAAUGCUUCCAACCCCACUGAGCCAGCCACCAUCAUAUUUACAGCAGCUCAGGAGGGAAGAGAGACCCUGAAGUGCCUGAGCCACCAUGUUGCAGAUGCCUACACCUCUUCCCAGAAAGUCUCUGCCAUUCAGAUUGAUGGGGCUGGAAGGACCUGGCAGGACAGUGACACGGUCAAGCUGUUGGUUGACCUGGAGCUGAGCUAUGGGUUUGAGAAUGGCCAGAAGGCUGCUGUGGUACACCACUUCGAAUCCUUUCCUGCCGGCUCCACUUUAAUCUUCUACAAGUAUUGUGAUCAUGAGAAUGCUGCCUUUAAAGAUGUGGCCCUGGUCCUGACUGUUCUGCUAGAGGAGGAAACAUUAGAAGCAAGUGUAGGCCCAAGGGAAACUGAAGAAAAAGUGAGAGACUUACUCUGGGCCAAGUUUACCAACUCUGACACUCCCAGCUCCUUCAACCACAUGGACUCAGACAAGUUGAGUGGGCUGUGGAGCCGAAUUUCACACCUGGUACUGCCAGUCCAGCCAGUGAGGAGCAUUGAAGAACAGGGGUGCCUUUUCUAAAGCUAAGCACAAAGUUGGUUAUAGAAGGUGUAUGUUUAUGAAAAAGUUUGUUUAAAGGCCUUUCAUUUACAUGGAAGGAGGUUGAUAAAAUAGGUUGAGGAAAUAGCCUGAAAAACAAAAAUGAGCUUAUUUUAGAAACAAGUUUUUAUUUUUUACUUCUUGUAAAAUCUUUCUAAUCUAAGCCUUGACAAAACUAAAAAUUAACCGACUUUUUUUCUUUGCCUUUUGGACCAAAUCAGGUUUGAAGUAUGGAUGAUAUAUAUGAGAAUUUUUUUAAAAUUCUAAAAUAUAGCAACAUUGCACAGGAAGAUACUCUUACUUCUUAGAGUAACUACAGAGUGAUUUUUUUUUCUUGAGUGAGACUCUGAAGAGCCUUUUGGAUGCUGUUUGGACUUGGAUGAAAGCAAUUAGAAUUAUGAAGCAAUGAUCACUUUUAGAAAAUUUUUCUAUCACAUGUUGAAUAUUUUCAAAACCUCACUUUAAUAAUCUAAAGUUAUGGGAUUAUAUCUUAUAUUAAUUUUACAGUUUUGAGUAGUAUGAUAAAAGAAAUAAGAAUUCAAACCAUUAAGUACCUACCUGUACUACAUGUAAGGCACUGUGCUUUUAUUCCAUUCAGCUGAGGUAUAAGUGUACCUCAGUACAGAAUAAGCAGCUGUACUCAAACAUUCUUAAAAAUGAGAACCAAUGGGGAAAUUGUUUAUAAUCAUUGGAAAUGAAGAAAUUCCAAUUGGCUAUAUCUUUACUUCAGCUUUUCUUGAAUGAUUUACAGCAGUGAUUUUCAAACUGUGUCUACUGGCACCCUUCCCCUUUGUAUCAGAGCAGUUCUGCUUUUAACUGUUUUAUAUGUCAGGCUCUAUGAGAUUUCAUUGGAACAAAGAGUUUCACUGAUACUCAAGUUUGAAAACCAUUAAGUGAAAAAACAUCUUAGAAGAUAGGAAAUAUGUAAAAAAAUUGAAUGUAUUAAAUCUUAUGAGUAGGAAGAUGAAAUACAGGUUUAUCAUAUAGCUAUAUUGUUUAUGAACACUAAAGAUCUAUACAUGAACAGCAGAAUGUAUAAGCUAGCAUUUACUAGCAUGUCUCUGAUGCUUUUGUUCAUUUCUGUUAGUCAUCAUUUUUGUCCCCUCUGCAUGGAAUUUUAUACUUGUCUAGGGUGAGAGUUUGUAGACUUUCAGCAGAACAUAUUUUAAUAACCAAUUUAUUUGUUUUAUUUUAAAAAAUUAUUUUUGAAUAACCAAUUUAAUAGUAAA
This is a messenger RNA of Macaca mulatta (Rhesus monkey), 2836 nucleotides long. RefSeq names its product torsin A interacting protein 2. Lineage: Eukaryota; Metazoa; Chordata; Mammalia; Primates; Cercopithecidae. Gene Ontology annotation, cellular component: endoplasmic reticulum; membrane. Gene Ontology annotation, molecular function: ATPase activator activity. Gene Ontology annotation, biological process: membrane organization; endoplasmic reticulum organization. The record is from RefSeq and is marked provisional.